Exserohilum turcica Et28A is the source of this 756-nucleotide messenger RNA. RefSeq lists its product as uncharacterized. Bases 94 to 486 code for a protein of 130 amino acids. The transcript is spliced from 2 exons. The record is from RefSeq and is a predicted model, not a curated record. Lineage: Eukaryota; Fungi; Ascomycota; Dothideomycetes; Pleosporales; Pleosporaceae.
UCAGCACACUGGAAGCCCAACCCCAGGUGGAGACAGCAGAUCCGCAACAUGACACAAAACGACCAACGUACUCCAGUACUCCAAUUAGAUAGGAUGCUUUGGGGUACAGGCUCCCGAUACAUGACAUUGUGGGUUAAGGUUUGUGGGGAAUAUGUGAGGGGUCCUGUGACACUACGCCAAGACGCCAAGGACGCGUCCCUGACUGAGUCGCCCUUGUGGCCUUGGGAUACUCUGCUGUCCUCGACAGUUUAUUUCUUAGCAGUUCUCCAUGAGACACGCUCCGUCUUGGGAACCAUGUUAGUCGCUAGUUGGUCAGACUACGUUUGCUUGCCACCGUGUUUCCAUGGCACUGCUGGUACCGUAGCGUGGCUCUCCAAGCCCCAACCAACCCCUUUGAGAACAACAUCCAGACAGCCAUGGCAACAGCAAGGCGUUAUCCGAGUGCACUACAGACGCAGAAUGUCCAUCAUGUGCAGAGGCGACUAGCUCAGACCUUGACUACGCAUACCGCAAGCCCCCGUAGGAUAUUGAUAUGUAUUGCACCUGGCCAUGUCUGCUGUAGACCCAAUAUUGCUCUCGUUGCGUUUAUCCCCAACCGGCACUGGUGUACCUGCAUCUCAUGCAUCGACGGCAUCUGCCUAUCUACUUUCAACUCAGCCUCAGGGCACAGCCGCUCACGGAUGCGCUAGAAGAUGCAGCGAACCUUCGUUGCAGCGCAUUCCAAUAGUCGCUUCUAGGACGAAAUGAACCAACAGC